AUGUCUCUCGGUCCAAAUUUCCUCGGUAAAACUCCCGGUCCAGAUUCGGGUCCAUUCAGUGCAGUUGCCAACAUUACAGCCAAGAGUGAAAGUGAUUUGAAAGAAAUUAUGCCACUCUUGUUGGCCGUUCAAAAGAAUGCAAACUCUAACAAUGAACCUGAUUGCACGGAGUACAAAGUUAUCCAAGCACACGAUGAUCCUUUGGCCAUCGUUGUUUACGAGCAAUACAACAGCGCUGACGCAUUAAGCUUCCAUUACAAUCAAGAAGACUUCCAAAAGUUUGCCAAAGCUGCAGGUGAAAAGACUUCUGUUGCUCAUUUGCGCUUUUACAAGCACAUCACCCAAUAA
Meira miltonrushii is the source of this 348-nucleotide messenger RNA. RefSeq lists its product as uncharacterized. Bases 1 to 348 code for a protein of 115 amino acids. The transcript is spliced from 3 exons. NCBI's taxonomy places the organism in Eukaryota, Fungi, Basidiomycota, Exobasidiomycetes, Exobasidiales, Brachybasidiaceae. The record is from RefSeq and is a predicted model, not a curated record.